This is a messenger RNA of Symbiodinium pilosum, 762 nucleotides long. NCBI's taxonomy places the organism in Eukaryota, Dinophyceae, Suessiales, Symbiodiniaceae. The record is from the annotation of a GenBank genome assembly.
AUGACCGUGGAGUCAGCGUUUUUGAUUCUGUUCCAAUACUCUGUGCAGUCUUUUUUGCGAGACAUACUGGUGGACUACAGCCUCAUUCUAUACAAUGUUGGUCCAGAGCGAGGUUGCCAGGAGCAAGCUUCGACAGAGUUUGUGUGGACGUUCCAGGUGUCAUUUUCUGAAUACUGCUACAAGGAGUAUUGGCAUCCCCCAGCCUACCUUGUGGCGGCGCUCAAUGUUGGUUGCUUCAUGUUAGUUCUGGCCAUCUGGCUCUUGCCAGUCAUGGGCGUUAUUUCUACUUUCGGGUUUUGUUCGCAGAAGAUCGGGACUGGAGCCUACCUCAAGCUGUUGUACGAGGUCCGCGAGAGCUUCUGGGCUGAGCACAGCAUGCGUUAUUAUGUCCUGUGCACGAUACUUGAGAUCCUAGCAUUCAGUGCCAUGGUCGUCCUUCUUCUUGUCGCCCAUUCCUUCGGCCGACUGUACUGGUCGAUUCAGCACAAAUUUUUGGCUGCGUUGGUUACAGUGAUCAGCAUGCGGCAUUUCACUCGUCCGCCCAAGCCGACCUUUGACUUCAAGAGCAAGUGCUUUGAGAAACUCGAGUUCCGAGGUGCUUUCCCGAUGCCAAGCAGCUUCUUCACAACAAGUUUGCUAUAUGCCUUGGCCGAAGCGGAGGUUGCAGACGCCAUUGGCAGUUCCAGGGUUGCUGUUGAAGACCAACAGAAGCUGCAUCUCGUGACUCUCUUGGGGGAUGACGACCAAGAAGGUCUCAGGCAU